GAUGGAGCUACGGAAGUACGCGAGUUUCUUUGGUUUCUUUCGAUCACCGCAGCGUGUGAGCGUUCGCGAAGUUGGACUUUGUUUUGAUUGUUUGUGACUGACAGAGGAGUAGACAAAACCCAAAAAGGAGGGAGAUGUUAGCAGUUAUUCAUUGUGUUAACGACGGUUGAUGAACACUCAUUAUUGAUUAACGGCUUGUUUACCAUUUUUUCCCAGCGUCGUCCGGCAGAUUUUGUUUGCUUGGCGGUAGAAAUAAAUUUUAAAUAAAUAGUUUCAGUAGAUCGUUGUAAUCUCCUUCGCAGCUGCAGGUCAAGCUGGAUGGAAAACUAUGGGACGCAAACGAAAAUCGGACGCUCCGAUGAAAAUCCGUUCAGUGAAGCAAAUAAAGCGGGAAGAAUCUCCUGAAGGCAGCCAUAUAGGGUCUAGUCUGUUGAAAGUUGGUCCGGAGACCACGGCUUCGGAGGCGGCCAGCUCGGAAGUAACAAAUCGCUCCAGUUCGAGCAAAAAGCCAUGGAUCGAGAAAUGUCAACAGUGGGUAGUUGAACAGCAAGACGAGGUGGCCGAGUUGUCGGCUUUUCGGGCCCGUAUGAAGUUGAUCACCAAUAUUAACUUCUUUUCCCGAUCAGCCUAGAUAGCUGUGUAGUGUCGGUAGCGGUUAGUUCAACUGGCUAAGAAUAGCACUACGGACCGCCUGUUCCAGUGGUAGAAAUCCACUAAUCAGGUGACCCCUAAUUCAUGGUGUUAUGCGGCUUUACGCUUACCGUGCCUAGGAAUGAAUGGCUAGGGGGGUCUAAUAAAAACCUAACCGCAAACGGAGCCUGUGGAGUACCAGGGCACCCUCCACAGUAUUUGCCCUUACUGUGCUAACCGGAGCAAUAGCGCGGUGGACCUUGUGUUUCUCCGAGACAAUCAGCUGCCCUUCUUCAAUCUCAUACUUGAGGCUGAAUAAGGGCGGGAUUAUGAAGAUGUUAUCAAUUAGUUUAAAUUUUCACCUAUAUGGUUUCGCAUUAUGCGUUUUACACAGUGUAUUCUGUGCAUCCUCGCCUUUGGCGCACUCAAAUCGAUACCGAUCUGGCUUUAUUGUUGUUGUUCUUUUUUGUGCUGUGAUUGUUAAGAGUUUAAUCUUGCCUAGUUUGGGUAGUGGCUACGGUUAGGAUAGCUCAGAUCAAUCUUCAGCACAAAAGAACAGCAACGAUCAAUCUUUGUAGACUUAUGCAAAAUGGUACAGCCCAAGUGGCGUUAGUCCAAGAACCUUACUUUCGUAAGGGGAAUUUCUAUUUAGGAAACCUUGUGAAUCCGGUGUUUGCUACUUUCAGUAAAAAUGAAAUGGCAAACUCACGUGUCAUGCCUCGAGCAUGUGUGCUUGUCAACAACGCAAUCGUUGCUACACUCAUCUCUGAACUAACUACCAGAGAUGUAUGUGCUAUCACAAUAGAUGUAUCUGUUGGAAACCUCAACAGGAAAUACGUUUAUUGUUCGGUUUAUUUACCGCAUGAUGAACCAUCCCCUACGGAUGCUUUCAAGCAAGUCAUUGCAUACUGCACUUCAAAAGGCCUUCCGCUAAUUGUUGGUAGUGAUGCUAAUGCUCACCAUAUAAUCUGGGGCAGCUCAGACAUCAAUUUGAGAGGCUCCAGUUUGAUGGAAUACUUGAGUAGUACAGAUCUUGGAUUACUUAACAUAGGCAACCGCCCAACCUUUAUGGUAUCAGGUAGAGAGGAAGUGUUAGACAUAACGCUUUGCUUUAGCAGAAUUAGUCAUGAGCUGACCAAUUGGCAUGUGUCAGAUGAAGAAUCUUUAUCUGACCAUCGUUACAUCUUGUUUGAACAUGUGAAUGUUACUUCGCAAACUUUGCGUUUCAGGAAUCCCCGGUCAACCAACUGGGAUCUCUUUACCGAUUUGGUUGCAGCCAAAUUUCAUGGAUACUCACCAUCAAUUGACACUCCAAGUGAUUUAGAUGAUGCCGUUGAUACUACAACGGCCUUCAUCAUGGAAGCUUUUGAAGAAGCCUGCCCUCUGCGGUCUGUGAAGACCACAAGAGGAACCCCUUGGUGGAACUCCGAUCUGGCGAAGCUCAGGAAACAAUGUAGAAAGAGUUGGAACAGACGACGUUCGGCUGGAUCGGAGGCUUUCAGGUCGGCUCGCAAGGCCUACCAGAAAGCUCUUCGGUCUGCUGAACGAUCCGGCUGGAAAAACCUUUGUACAAAUGUUUCCAGUCUGAGUGAAGCCAGUCGAUUGAACAAAAUCCUUGCAAAAUCUAAGGAUUUUCAAGUGAACGAACUUCGUUUGCCAAAUGGUGAUUUCACUUCCUCUGAUGAGGAAGUUUUAGAAUGUUUAUUCAGUACACACUUCCCCGGAUGUGUGGAUAUUACAUCUUCGGAUGAACCUGAUGUCUUUUCUUGUGGUUAUGAUUCUUUAGCUUCGGCUCGGAGUAUCAUAACUUUAGAAUCGAUUGAAUGGGCACUUAAAAGCUUUGCACCUUUUAAAUCUCCUGGGGCAGAUGAGAUUUAUCCUAUUUUGCUUCAGAAGGGAUUUGAUCAUUUCAAACAUGUUUUGAAACAACUACUUGUUUGCAGUUUUGCUACAGGGUAUAUUCCCAAGUCCUGGCGGGAUAUUACUGUGAAGUUUAUUCCGAAAGUGGGUCGCGCGUCGUAUGAAGAAGCAAAGAGCUUCAGACCCAUCAGUUUGACCUCUUUUCUUCUGAAAUGCUUAGAACGCAUAGUCGAUCAUCACAUCCGUGAUGUUCAUCUGGCCAAUGUGCCUCUUCAUGUGAACCAACAUGCUUACCAAUCUGGAAAGUCCACUGUGACUCUUUUACACAAAGUUGUUUACGAUAUCGAGAAGGCAUUCGCUCAAAAGCAAUCUUGUUUGGGUGUUUUCUUAGAUAUCGAGGGUGCCUUUGACAACGUGCCUUUCGAUGCCAUAUUGGAAGCCGCACGGGGUCAUGGUAUAUCUCCAAUGAUUUUCAAUUGGAUUCACCAAAUGCUCAAAAACCGACAUCUCUUCUCGACAUUGCGUCAAGCGGCGAUUAGGAAAUUGAGUGUUUGUGGAUGCCCCCAAGGGGGAGUCUUAUCACCACUUUUAUGGAAUCUCGUAGCAGAUACGCUUUUGAGGCAACUCAAUAAUAGCGGUUUUCCUACUUAUGGUUUUGCCGACGACUACCUAACAUUGUUAGUCGGUAUGUGCAUCAGCACCCUUUUCGACCUGAUGCAAAACGCUCUUCAGGUAGUUGAGGGUUGGUGUCGCCAAUAUGGCCUUUCGGUAAAUCCGAGUAAAACAUCUAUUGUUCUUUUCACGGAAAAGCGAAACCGUAAUGGUGUUCGAACUUUACGUCUCUUUGAUUCUGAAAUCAAUGUGACUGAACAGGUAAAGUACGUUGGAGUCAUUCUUGAUUCCAAGCUUUCCUGGACACCUCAUGUUGAGUUCAGAAUCAAGAAAGCUUGUAUGACCUUCGGGCAAUGCCGGCGAACCUUUGGUACAACUUGGGGUCUAAAACCCAAGUAUAUCAAAUGGAUCUACACAACUGUUGUUCGGCCAAUAUUGGCCUAUGGAUGUCUUGUGUGGUGGCAAAAGGGCGAAGUGAGAACGGUCCAAUCAAAGUUAGGCCAUCUCCAAAGGAUGUGCUUAAGGUGACUUGGUGCAUCACAGAAUUUUCAUAGGAAUCAUUGACUUUUAAAUUUUCAAUGAUUGUUUGCCUCGCGUUUUUGAAGUGAUAAAAAACGGGCAAUUCUGCAGCCACGCAGCAGAAAAAGUAUCAUUACACUCACCACGAGUGCGCAUAUGGGAUGAUACAUUUUCAUACAAAUAUGCGCUUUGAUAACUGAGUUUUAUCACUUUGAAAUUUCGAGCGAGAUUUCAAUGAUGCUGAUGACGCACUACGCGUC
This is a messenger RNA of Aedes albopictus (Asian tiger mosquito), 3881 nucleotides long. It is a transcript of the gene Hinfp, whose product is annotated as histone H4 transcription factor. The coding region runs from base 1213 to 3630 and encodes 805 amino acids. Gene Ontology annotation, cellular component: chromosome. The transcript has 2 exons. NCBI's taxonomy places the organism in Eukaryota, Metazoa, Arthropoda, Insecta, Diptera, Culicidae. The record is from RefSeq and is a predicted model, not a curated record. Gene Ontology annotation, biological process: regulation of transcription by RNA polymerase II. Gene Ontology annotation, molecular function: catalytic activity; chromatin insulator sequence binding.